Pteropus alecto (black flying fox) is the source of this 1950-nucleotide messenger RNA. RefSeq names its product glutamine amidotransferase like class 1 domain containing 1 (gene GATD1). The transcript has 6 exons. The record is from RefSeq and is a predicted model, not a curated record. Lineage: Eukaryota; Metazoa; Chordata; Mammalia; Chiroptera; Pteropodidae. Bases 603 to 1112 code for a protein of 169 amino acids.
GUGAGCACGUGCUAAUAUACAAGUGAAUAAAGAUGAAAAUGAGGGUUAGGGGUUGGGUCUCAGGAUUAAAAUAGAUGUGGAGAGAUGCAGAUCAAGCCUUUUGGGAGUAGACUUCAGGGGGGCCAGCAGCCCCAAGCAGCCAAGAACCCUCCGGGCUGGGAGCGUGCUAGGAUGGGGCUGGGAUGCCGGCGCCUCAUAAACACAGGCUUUGCUCCCCCGCACCUUUCCCAGAUGAACACAGUGCGGGUGGGGGCUCCGUUGUUCCCACUCCUGCCUAACUUGGGCCUCAGUCCCUGUUGGUUCAGUGAGCAGGUAAGCUGAGUGUAAGGGAACCGCACGCUUGGGUUUGCCUUCUGGAAGUGUUUCCGGUGGCCAGGCCGGGAGAGAGCCCAUUGUGGCAGGUGAGGGCAUGAGCCCGGGCAUGAGCUGGGGGAGGGGCUGCUCGGGUCGCUCUGGGAGCAGGAGAAGCCCUGGGCUGCCUCGCCCUGCACUCACCUGGGGCUGUCUUCUUUGCAGGUGUGUCGGCCCCAUCCUUCCUCCACUGCUUCACGCUGGCCAGUGCCGCCUUCAACCUGCAGGUUGCCACCCCUGGGGGGAAGACCAUGGACUUCGUGGAUGUGAAUGAGAGCAAUGCGCGCUGGGUGCAGGACUUCCGCCUUAAGGCCUACUCCAGCCCCGCCAAGCUCGAGUCCAUUGAUGGUGCCCGGUACCAUGCGCUCUUGAUCCCCAGCUGCCCGGGGGCCCUGGCCGACCUGGCCAGCAGUGGCUCCCUGGCCCGCAUCCUGCAGCACUUCCGCUCCGAGAGCAAGCCCAUCUGCGCUGUUGGCCAUGGCGUUGCUGCCCUCUGCUGCGCCACCAAUGAGGACAGGUCCUGGGUGUUCCAGGGCUACAGUGUGACGGGGCCCUCUGUGUACGAGCUCGUCAGGGCGCCUGGCUUCGCCCGCCUGCCCCUCAUUGUGGAGGACUUUGUGAAGGACGCGGGAGCCAGCUUCAGUGCCAGCGAGCCGGACGCUGUGCACGUCGUGCUGGACCGCCACCUCGUCACCGGCCAGAACGCCGGCUCCACCGUCCCUGCCGUGCAGAACCUGCUCUCCCUCUGUGGCAGCCGGUGAGGGGCCGGGCGGCGGGCGGGUUCCGGCACGUGCGUAGCUCCUCCGCUGGGCCGCAGCCGGGCCCAGAGCCCUGACCUGGGUCCGUCCUGCAGGAAGUGAGGCGUUCCCCGCUGAGCCUGCCUGCCUGCGACACCACCACCUCCGAUGGCCUCCGCAAGAGCGACUCACCCUGACCAGGCCUCCCCGAAUCAGCCCUGGGGGAGGAUGCGCUGCACUGGCCACGGUGGGGCUCGGGGCCGCCGGUGCCAGCGAGUGGCCAUACCUCCAAGGGUGUGGCCUUGGCCCUCCAGUCUUCUGGGCUGGCUCUGGGUCCCCAUGUGCCCAGGUCGAGGAGCAGAGGCUGAGCCUCCCUGUGGCCCAGGAUGACGGUGCAGGCCGGGCAGUGUCCGUGUGGGGAAGACUGUGCCCAGGCCCAUCUGCUGCCUCCAGCCCUCGGGGCCUGUUCACCUGGGCAAGGGCCGAGGGCCGCCCACGAGGCUGCGGGGAAGAGAGCGAAAGCCCUGGAGGAGGUAGAGCGGCCUCCGGGCCUGGUCCUCUGCCAUCUGGUGUUCCCCACACGUCCAGGCUGUUUAAAGCAGACCCUGAUGUCCCCCUGAGAGAAACCCCACUGCACCCCACUGCUCCCUACCCCGCCCAAACGGUCAGGAACGUUCACAGCAGUGUUCUCAGUAAUGAGCAUGGACAGCAGCCCCUACGUGGAGGCUCCUGGCUGGCGGGCGGCGUCAGCCGCCGUGUGGCAGUACAUCACUGGCCACAAAGAGGAAUGAGGUCCUGGUGACAUCGUACAGUGUGAGUGAACCUGGAAAACACUGAGUGUAAAAAGGGGUGUGAGUGCCUC